Molecule: messenger RNA, 2670 nt
Organism: Cyclopterus lumpus (lumpfish)
Lineage: Eukaryota; Metazoa; Chordata; Actinopteri; Perciformes; Cyclopteridae
Gene: prkab1a
Product: protein kinase, AMP-activated, beta 1 non-catalytic subunit, a
Exons: 8
Coding region: 160-969 (269 amino acids)
Biological process (GO): signal transduction
Cellular component (GO): cytoplasm; nucleotide-activated protein kinase complex; nucleus
Molecular function (GO): protein kinase binding
Source: RefSeq, a predicted model, not a curated record
ACUGCGCGUGCGCGAACCGAUGAGGGGGGCGGGUUUGUUUAGCAUGACCAAUUGUUUUGUUUUCUUUGCUUCACAAACGGGUCAGAUGAGCUAACACGGACACCGACGACGGCAGACGCUUGUCAGUGACCUUGUACCAGCCUACAAGAAGACACAUCCAUGGGGAACACGAGCAGCGAGAGGGCUGCCAUGGGCCACGGGGAGAAGGCUCAGCGGAGGGACAGCCGAGGUAGCAAGGAGGGAGGCGGGCCUAAAAUCCUGAUGGACAGCCCCGAGGACGCAGAUAUCUUUCACGGCGAGGACAUGAAGGCUCCUCUGGAGAAAGAGGAGUUCCUCGCGUGGCAGCAAGACUUGGACGUAGAUGACAAAGUGCCAACGCUGGACCGACCAACCGUCUUUCGCUGGACCGGGGAUGGCAAGGAGGUCUACCUCUCCGGAUCCUUCAACAACUGGGUCAACAAGAUUCCUCUCAUACGAAGUCAGAACACCUUUGUGGCCAUUGUUGACCUGCCAGAAGGGGAGCACCAGUACAAGUUCUACGUGGACGGCCAGUGGACCCACGACCCAGUGGAGCCGGUUGUGACCAGUGAGCUGGGGACGGUCAACAACAUCAUCCAGGUGAGGAAGACGGACUUCGAGGUGUUCGACGCUCUCAUGGUGGACUCGCAGAAAUGCUCUGACAUGUCAGACCUCUCCAGCUCCCCCCCCGGGCCGUAUCAUCAGGACGCAUAUGUUCCUAAACCGGAAGAGAAGUUCAAGUCUCCACCCAUCCUCCCGCCACACCUGCUGCAGGUCAUCCUCAACAAAGACACUGGGAUUUCUUGUGACCCUGCACUCCUCCCAGAACCCAACCACGUCAUGCUCAACCACCUCUACGCUCUUUCCAUUAAGGAUGGAGUGAUGGUGCUCAGCGCGACGCAUCGCUACAAGAAAAAGUACGUCACCACGUUGCUCUACAAGCCCAUCUGAUUGAAGACUUUUGGAAAGUCCGCUCCGAGUGUGUGCGCCUGUACAGCGAGUGUACAAAACAUCAGCGCCACUUGUUCUUUCCGUUACGUUGAGACAGCAGGGGAAUCCUUUCCGGGGGGUUCCUGGAUGGGAAUCCUCGAUUUAAGCAAAGGCUACAAGUAGCUCGGAGAUUCUAUUUUGUACACUCCCUGUGUGUCCAGUUGUUGUGCACCUAACCUGCCUUUUUAUUUGUUCACUGAUUGCCCUCUGCCGGUGUCAGCAACGCUGUCUUUGCUUCGUAGACAUAGAUGGGCAGUAAUAAUGGAGGUUGGACUUUUUGUGACGUAUCUGUGGUCAAUACGAACAUAAAUGGAAGGAGGAGCAGGGCUGGGCCAUGUGGAGGAAAUCCCAAACACCAGAUUUGAGAUCAGUAAUGUGGAUGUAGUACGACUGAGUGAGCAAGGGCAACCUUUAUAAUGUCAUGCAGCCUUUUAAAAAAAAAAAAAAACGGGAAAAAAAGGCAAUACUCACGCCACAUCACAAUAUCCGAACUCUAAGACGAUAUCUAGUCUCGUGUCACGAUAUUGAAAAAAAGAAGAAAAUAAUCCAUAUGUUGUCCAGCCCAACUGGGAACACGGGACCGAAAGCCCUCAGGUAGCUGCGGCGUUUCAUAGAAAACACAACGGCGGUACGAUGGAGAAUGUGAACGCGGGGGUGAGAGGAGGAGGGAAUGCACUGCAAGUAGUUCUCCACUGUUUUCAUUUGCCUGUUAAUCUUGAGAACGUGUCGAGUUAUAUUUACUGACCAAGCGCACAUAUUAUUAUUUGUGAGAAUAUUCCGUAGUGUUUUUUUUUUUUUUCUUCUUCUUCUACUUUGGUUGAUGACGUGGUUUGUUGUUGGUUACAGUGUUGUGGUCAAGAGUUACACAAGAGCAGCUCGUUGGUUAGCAUUACGACAGGGUUUACACCCAAACCAUAUUAAUAUAUUGUUUUUUUUUUUUGAGAAAUGAAUUUUGUUUCACAAAAAAAAAAAACUUCAUUAGCUUUGCACUAUGAGAACAAUAGUUUAUUGUUAGUGUAGAAUAUGCAUACAAUGUAUGUACACUUGCAGCACGACAAUGCAUCAGAGGAAUAACGCCGACCCGUCUGAACUGUAUUUCAAUCACAUUAAAAUGCAUUGCAGAAAUAAACAGAUAUUUGUUCCCCAGCACGGCAUCAUCACUGUGUGCCAUGGAACGUUGCCAAUCUUUUAAUAGCAGCGCCACUUUCCGAUGUGACGAGGAAUGAAAUAUUGAAGAUAUUAUGACACAGAAAGACAGACAUGUGACCAAGAGUAGCUUGAAUAAUCACGAUUCGGGGCCCAGAUUAGGAUCAUGUAAGAUUUGUUCAUCUUUGUACUGUUGAUGGUCUGUGUGUGUCUGAUGAAGUCUGGACUGUGUUUGAAGUUAUACUCGCAUCAAUGCAUCAUUGGUGGAAUUGCAAUUAUUAAAAGAGAGCUUGACGUUAAUUAUUUUUAGGCUGACAAUCUCUUCAGUAAAGAUCUCAUUUUGUUUGACUGCUGUCGUCUCAGAAUGCGGUGAUCAUUUAUUGAUGUGAAAAUGCGAGACGUUUAAAUAAAUCACAGGAUCAAAAAUGUCGUUGACCCAUUGAACCAUGCUGGUGUGUGCAUUUCUUUUCCCAGGUUUUGAGAGAUAUUUGUAUUAAAGAUUAACUUCCAAAUUCA